Molecule: messenger RNA, 636 nt
Organism: Candidozyma auris
Lineage: Eukaryota; Fungi; Ascomycota; Pichiomycetes; Serinales; Metschnikowiaceae
Exons: 2
Coding region: 1-636 (211 amino acids)
Source: RefSeq, a predicted model, not a curated record
AUGGGAGAUCAACAAAGAAUUAAUAGAAAAGAUCUCUAUGACCAGGAGAGCGAAAUUGACGAAGACCCCAUCGUCUUGCCCAAUAUAGAGUUUGAGCUCAUCGAUGUAGCCCUGGAGGAGAACCCUACGAAUGGAAGCAUCGCUGCUGAAGAACCCGAAGAGUUUGCUUUUCCUCUUUUCUCAGCUCCAAGCUCUGAAGUGAUGACGGUGACCAUGAGAGAGGAGGAGUUGGACGAAGAUAUCAAUAACGAGCGACCCGAGUCUUACUAUCGAGCGAUAUAUUCGAGGAGCCAAAAAGAAGAGUUCGCAUUUGCUGCUGUAGAUGCAAGCUAUAUUUUCGAGUGGAGCCGAACGCUGUUCCCGGACUCGGCACCGUGGAAGGUAAUGAACCUUAGUAAGUAUAAUGAGACUGUGGAGAAGGAGAGGAGAAAGAACCGAAAAAGAAGACCGGGGAAGAAAAAGAGAGCCAACGUCAUUGUCUGCAAAGAGAGAAGACUACUAAGAGAAAAGGAGGAAAAGAAGCUUCGACGGGAGCAGGAAGCAAGAGAAAAGAGAAAGCGGUUCAAAAAGUGGACUGGUGGAGCACCAAAGGGGAAGGAGAAGACACCGCAAAAACCCAAGUAUAGGACGGAAUGA